AUGAGCAACUCCCAGGACUUCGAGGAACCAAGGCUCCUUCCUGCCCUGCUUGACCACCGCGCAGCACGCCACCCAGACCAAGUAUGGGCCAAGUUCCCUGUCUCGCCAACCUCCUACGAACAGGGAUUCAGGGAAGCAACCUACUCACAGGUGCGCAAUGCCGUGAAUUUCAUGGCAUGGCUCCUUGAAGCAACCAUUGGGAAAAGCCCAUUAUUCGAUACCCUCGCAUAUAUGGGUCCCGGCGAUAUUCGGUACCAUAUCAUUCUCCUAGCAGCUGUCAAGACGGGGUACAAGUCAUUUUUCCCUUCUCCCAGAAACAGCAUUGCGGCUCAGAAGCAUCUUCUCUCGCGCUUGGAAGCACGCGUCUUGGUGACCACCGAUCCCGAGCCACCGUUUGUUUCGAGCAUCGUAUGCGAAUACCCAAUCAAGGUCAUCCGUAUCCCAUCUUUGAAUGAUCUUCUCUCGAGUGAGGAUGCUCCUGCGUACCCAUAUGAAAAGUCAUUUGAAGCAGCCCGGAACGAGCCUGCCUUUGUCCUGCACACUUCUGGGUCUACAGGCAUUCCGAAGCCUUUGAUCUAUACCCACGAGUUUGUCUGGCGAAUCUAUGCAGCCAACACCCUGCCCGCUCCCGAUGGCAUGACGCGCAUCGAUCAAUACUUUUUACAAGGAGAGUGGUUCUCCUUCCUUCCGGCUUUCCAUAUUGCUGGUAUUGGUUUCGGGAUGGUCCUAGCAAUAUACAGCAGGAGCGUCCCGGUCUUGCCUCUUCCUGGCCGUCCCCCAUCGACAGAUGCAUUCCUGGAGGCCGUCAAAUACGGCAAGUUCGACUGGGCGUUCCUCGUCCCUGUCAUCCUCGAUGACCUCAGCAAAGAUCCGGCUGCCCUCGACCUCGUCGCUAGCAAGCUCCAGUAUCUCUUCUACACGGGCGGUGCCCUCCCAUCAACCGUCGGCAAGAUAGUUUCAUCCAAAGUCCCCGUAUUCUCGGGGCUGGGCUCAAGUGAAUUCGCUGCUCUGCCUCAGCUGCGGAUCGCCGAUUCCUCCUUCACGGAGACCUGGCAGUAUCUCUACAUCCACCCAACCGCGCAGCCGGAGUUCCGGCAGCGCAUGGACGACCUGCACGAGCUUGUCCUCGUGAGAUCAACCCAAAAUCCCGAGGCACAGCCUGUCUUUGCAAUGUUCACAGACCUCGACGAGUACGAGACAAGGGACUUGUUUAGCCCCCACCCGACACUUCCAAACCUCUGGAGACACCGCGGUCGCCGUGACGAUAUUGUUGUAUUUCUAAACGGCGAGAAGACGAACCCGGUGACAUUUGAGCAGCAGGUUUCACGGUAUCCGGAUGUCCGGUCUGCGCUUGUUGCCGGCAAUCAGCGCUUCGAGGCCUGUUUGUUGAUCGAGCCCGCGACUACGGAGGCCUUGGGCGACGCGGCAAAAGCCGAGCUAAUCGAGGCGAUCUGGCCAGCUGUUGAAGAGGCUAAUGCUCAGUGUCCAGCACACGCACGAGUGUCAAGAUCCAAGAUCCUGGUUCUGGAUGCAGCAAAACCCAUGCUGAGGGCUGGGAAGGGCACCGUGCAGCGCGCGGGAACUAUCCAGCUCUACCAAGAUGAAAUUAACGCUCUUUACGAGGAGAGGCAGACACAGGACCCUCCCAAGAAGAAACUCAGUAGCCUGCAGGAUGCAUCUCAGAUUUUACGGACACUUGUUGUGGAAGUGACUUCCUGGAGCGAGUUCGAGAAUGACGCCGAUUUCUUCACAUUGGGCAUGGACUCAUUGCAGGCAUUGCGUCUUGCUGCUGCCAUCCGGUCUAGCCUCGGUGUAAUUCUCCCGCCAAGCGCCAUAUAUGCGAGCGCGUCAGUGAAUCAAUUAGCGAACAUGGUCUACUCCGAAACUCCUGCACCCAACGGGGAUGAUCGCAUGAUUAGCAUGUCACGCCUGCUCCAGAGUUACGAGCAACAAAUUGACCAACUCGCUUCUGUCCAAAAGCCUGCGGAUAUAGCAGGGCAAGCCGUCCCUGUUCCACAGGUUAUCAUCCUGACAGGCUCGACAGGUACCGUGGGGUCAUUCCUCCUCGAAUAUCUCCUAGCUGAUCCAGGGAUUUCGCACAUCUACUGUCUUAACCGGGCUCGUCCUCAGGAUGAGGACCCCAGGUCCUCUCAAGCCGCGAGCAACAAGCAAAAGAAACUCACUCACGCUCUCUGCGAGGAGAGAGUCACCUUUCUUACAGCAGACCUAUGCAAAGACAGGCUUGGUCUCGAUUCUGACGACUACAACGUCCUGGUUAGCUCCGCAACGCAAAUUAUUCACGUCGCCUGGCCAGUGAACUUCAUUCAACCGUUGCAAUACUUUCAGUCGAGCCUUGUCGGACUGCUGAACCUGAUAAUUCUCACGCGGAAUGGAAGAUGCCGUCCACCUCUCCUGUUCCUAUCCUCCAUCGCCGCCGUCAGCUCAUACAAUGCCCUGCCUGGCGCAGCCGCGUGGAUUCCCGAGGAAAUCAUCACCGACCCGUUUUGUACAGCAGCCAUGGGCUACGGGGAAAGCAAGUAUCUCGCCGAGCGGAUCCUAGACUACGCGUCCCGGAAACUCUCUAUCCCCGUCGCGGUUGCGCGCAUCGGUCAACUCUCCGGGACUGCCACCGAUCCGCGUGGUUGGAAUAAGGCUGAAUGGGUGCCUAGCUUGAUCGUUAGCUCGCUCUAUCUGGGGGCCUUGCCUGCCUCAUUUGGGGGCGGCAAAGGGCAGUUUGAUGAGAUCGACUGGAUCCCCGUGGAUAUCCUUGCGCCGAUCUUGGUUGAACUUUCAAUUGCCACUGCUACUGGAGAUCUCCGCAGGCACGCAAUUGAAGGGAGCCCCGGGGGGGCUCGGGUCUUCCACUGCGUGAAUCCGCGUCGUGUCGACUGGAAGGAUUUGAUUCCCGUCGUUGUAGAAGAGUUGCAGAGAAGCAGUCGAAAUGCGCAAACCGGGAAAGUCAGCGUAGUUUCUUUACAAGAAUGGGUUGGGGAAUUACAGGCUUUGAUUUCUUCUGAGCGAGUGCGAGAUGACAUUGACCGGAAUCCUGCGGUCAAGCUGGUGGGGUUCUACGAGCAGCUACUGACGGAUGCCGGUCGAGUCGACACCCCGAAUGUGGCGCGGCUUUCGACUGAUAGGACUGCAGUAAUUAGCAAGGGGUUGAGGGAGCUUCAGGCAAUUCGUCCUGAGUGGUUGCGCGGCUGGAUCAGGGAGUGGCUGGAUUAG
Messenger RNA from Aspergillus melleus, 3225 nucleotides. RefSeq lists its product as uncharacterized. The transcript is spliced from 4 exons. The coding region runs from base 1 to 3225 and encodes 1074 amino acids. The record is from RefSeq and is a predicted model, not a curated record. Lineage: Eukaryota; Fungi; Ascomycota; Eurotiomycetes; Eurotiales; Aspergillaceae. Gene Ontology annotation, molecular function: phosphopantetheine binding.